AAAGAGGUUGAUAGAACAGGACAACAACUAUGCAACACAUCAUAGAUGCAUGUUAUUUCAUAUUUAUAAUAUAAGGAUUGGUCCGAGAGGUUGGAUUUCACAUUAGAUACAAAAAUGCCGCGGCUGUGUAACAAACAUUGAUAGUAUAUUUUUCAAUAAACAGUCAAUAAGCAGAGAAGAAGUUGUUGCUACAAAAGAGCUGAUAAAUAAUACGAGAUCGAAUCAAAAUUUGGUGGUGCCAUUAGGCCUGAGCGGAUGUCGGAGAAAAGACUUACCGGUGGCAAUAUUUUAUGCCCCUUUCCAAAGCUGACUGAUUCGACUCUGUAUCUAUAAAGACACUUUAUUGAACGCAUGUGUUUUGUUUUGGUACACUAAGCUGUCCAGAUGAUUAAGAUAUCGUCCGGAAAGAAGAAAAUAAAAAGAAUCCUGGCGCUUCCAGGUGCCGCGGCCACGGGAAGAAAUUGGCGUAGAAAGGAAGACAAUAGGGAUGGUUCUAGUGAAGGAACAGGCAAGCCAAGUGUUUAUCAUGCGACUGUUAUCAUCUUCCUGGAGUUCUUUGCAUGGGGCCUCCUAACCUCUCCUUCAAUCACAGUCCUUGGGGAAACUUUUGGUGAGCACACCUUUUUAAUGAAUGGACUUAUUCAAGGAGUCAAGGGGCUCUUGUCAUUUCUUAGUGCACCUCUCAUUGGUGCAUUGUCAGAUGUCUGGGGAAGAAAGUCAUUUCUGCUAGUUACAGUAUUUUUCACUUGCCUUCCAAUCCCUAUCCUUAGGUUUAAUCCUUGGUGGUUUUUUGCCUGUGUUUCAAUAUCUGGAGCAUUUGCAGUCACAUUUUCUGUAGUUUUUGCAUAUGUUGCUGACUGUACAGAUGAGUCUGAGAGAAGUCAGGCAUAUGGACUGAUAUCAGCGACAUUUGCUGCAAGUUUGAUUACAAGUCCAGCCCUUGGUGCUUAUUUAGAAAAGUAUUACCAUGAUGGUUUUGUCAUUGCCUUGGCAACAGCCAUUGCAUUGUUAGAUUUGUUGUUUAUUCUACUGGCUGUUCCAGAAUCACUUCCAGAAAGAAUGCGACCAGUUUCAUGGGGUGCGCCAAUUUCAUGGGAACAAGCAGAUCCAUUUAAUUCUUUAAGAAAAGUUGGACAUGACACAGUCAUACUUCUUCUAUCAGUCACUGUAUUCCUGUCAUAUUUACCAGAAGCUGGACAAUAUUCUUGUAUAUUUUUAUACCUAAAACAGGUCAUUGGUUUUGACUCAGAGGACGUGGCAACAUACAUUGCGGUUGUUGGUCUUCUCUCUGUCAUAGUGCAGACUUUGGUUCUUGGGAUUCUCAUCAAAACUCUAGGACUAAAAAAUUGCAUCUUGCUAGCUCUUUCUUUCCAAACAAUGCAGCUCCUUUGGUACGGCUUUGGUACACAGACGUGGAUGAUGUGGGCAGCAGGCUCCCUUGCUGCAAUGUCAAGUUUGGCAUACCCAGCAAUCAGUGCAAUGGUGUCAUGUAAUGCCGAUCCGGAUCAGCAGGGUGUGGUUCAAGGCAUUGUCACUGGUAUUCGAGGUUUAUGCAAUGGAAUAGGCCCUGCUUUAUAUGGCCUAAUAUUCUAUCUUUUUCACGUGGAUCUCAGUGACAAAAAGUCCACACAACUACGUAGCAAUUCAACCCUGCUCCGUGGCUUUGAUUCAAAUAUUACCACAACGAUACCCGGACCUCCGUUUGUGUUUGGCUCCUGCUUAGCACUGCUAGCUGUUCUUGUUGCAUUUUUUAUACCUGAUGGCAAUGGAAUGCCUAAAAAGAAUAGCGUGGGCUCUCCAGGCAAGGCACGCCAACGAUCAAGGACUUCGCUUAGUGAGUAUGAAAGCGGUACAGAUACACAACUAAGUAAUCAAGAGAAUGUUUGUCUAUUAAGUGAUAGUAACAAGCCUGGUUGAACCCGCAUCUUCAUAUAUGUGUUCUCCUAUCCGGUAUAAAGCUCUCUACCCCAGAUGGCGUUUGAAGAGUUAAGUCAGCAAUCAUCAUUCGUGUCUAGGCCUCCAAGGGGUAGGACAAACCGAGGCUGCUGCUAUCCGCCAUGAUCAUAUGGAAUUUACUACGAGUCAUUCAAGAGUCAUAUUGAAAACAUUCCAUUGAAAAUGAACUCCAGUUUGCUAGAUUUUAAUUUGUACGUGUUUUGGAGCUUUAAUCCAUCUUGAAUGUGUAAUAGUUUUACUAAUGUGCCCCUUGAACUUCGGAAAAUGACGGUAGGGCUAGAUUUUGAUCCCAUAAUGUCAUCUGUGCCAUGAUUUGCUCAUCUGGCUUUUAUGUGAUCCUGUAUUGGCAGGCCAGCCCAUUGCCCAAAUGUUUUACUAUAAAAUAAACAGGGUAAAUCUGCAUUACACAUAUCGUUGUACUCCGUAGCAAAAAAGUGCUUUUUUUAAUUCGCCUCAUAUCUCCUUCCUGUUUGUCCCGUUUAUAUAAAACGUUGCUAUAUUGUUGGUAUAACAGCCAGAGUAGAUGAGUGCUUUUCCAAUACAAUGCUUUCCAUCCUUACAAAUUUAACGAAACUGUCCAUAUAUUCAUGAUUUUAGACACGUAUAUACAACUACUAGAGGUACGUGUGCGUGUGUUUGUACAGAGACUGACCCCGAAACACUUGCUAGGUAGCAUGCGUGAAUAGUGCACGCAUUGGAAUGUCGAGUUAGUAAAAUCCUCGAUAUUUUCCAUGUUGGAUUUCAAAACAAAAAAGCAACACUAUAUUUUUUUCUAAUUCUCUCAACAUUUAUACCCAUCUGGGUUUAAAAUAAAGUUCUGAACAAAGUAAAGUUAUAAAAAAGAUAGAAAAUUGAUUUUUGUAAUAACUGUUACGCUUUGAUGUUUUAUUAAAUUAAGAUUGCUUUUUGUUUCAAAACGUAACUUUUUUAAUCGAAUAACUACACGAUAUGAGAAGAAGCAAAGAGGUUUGAUCUUCAAAAUUCACUGCAAAUAAAGCGCAUGUUGCAAUUUCAAGAAUUGCAUUUUAAAUCCAAAGAAAAAAAUAGAAUAGAUAGUUAGAAAUUUAUGUAUCAUGAAGAGUAAUUUUAUUAUUUUAUUCAUCUGAUUAGAUUUUUUUCAAUCAAGUGUUUAAAUAUGGUGUAUUCUGUUUUGUUUAUUUUGUAUUCAAUUCCCUUUGCUUUUUGUACCUGGGAGUGCGUUAAUUUGCCGGGGGCCAAGACAUAUUUAUUUUGUAUUUUUUCCAAUUCCAUGUUCAUGCUACUAGUGCUGAGGUAAAGUAGAAUGUGAAGUACCGCUC
Rhopilema esculentum is the source of this 3254-nucleotide messenger RNA. Its product is annotated as solute carrier family 71 member 1. Gene Ontology annotation, biological process: transmembrane transport. Gene Ontology annotation, cellular component: membrane. The record is from RefSeq and is a predicted model, not a curated record. Gene Ontology annotation, molecular function: transmembrane transporter activity. NCBI's taxonomy places the organism in Eukaryota, Metazoa, Cnidaria, Scyphozoa, Rhizostomeae, Rhizostomatidae.